This is a messenger RNA of Diabrotica virgifera virgifera (western corn rootworm), 2125 nucleotides long. RefSeq lists its product as uncharacterized. The record is from RefSeq and is a predicted model, not a curated record. The transcript has 2 exons. NCBI's taxonomy places the organism in Eukaryota, Metazoa, Arthropoda, Insecta, Coleoptera, Chrysomelidae. Bases 499 to 1494 code for a protein of 331 amino acids.
UCAGCCCAAGUAUCAAUUUUUGAAGGAAGUGUUGGCAUCUGUGAAGGAGGUGGGCUAUUUCCCAUUUAAAGAUAAUGAUGCCGUAAUAAGUCCUGGUAAAGCCAAACCAAAUUCUGUAUUCAUAUUUGAUGAUGUAUCAACGGAUCCGCAACAAACAAUACGUGAAUAUUACUGUAUGGGGAGACAUAAAAAUAUCGAUUGUGCAUACCUAUGUCAAUCCUACAGUCGAGCAGGCAAACAACUCCUACGUGAUAAUGCUAACCUUAUUGUAUUGUUUAAACAGGAUGAGCUCAAUUUAAAACACGUCUUUGACGAUCACGUCUCUCCUGACAUGACAUUUGAGCAAUUUAAACAAUUUUGUUCUGAAUGUUGGAAGGACAAGUAUGGUACAUUUGUUAUUGUUAAGGAUUUUGAUAUUUCUAACGGACGCUAUCGUAAAGGUUUCGACAAGUUUAUAAAAGUUUAGACGUGACUGAGACACGUGCAUUAUAUAAAAACAUGUUGGACAAACAAGUGCUUCUACGCAAGCGCAAAGUUGCGGAAUUAGCUAGAGCUAUUCGCAAAAAGUAUUUAGCUUUAAAACUAGGUAAAUCGGAGGAGGAUGAAACUUUGAAAAAAAUGUUUAAACCCAUAACCGGUGUUCUAAAAACAUCGCAAUACAAUGCUAACGUUAAAACGGAGUCCAUUAAAAAAGAAGAACCAAUGGAAAAAGAAGAAGAAAUUAAAAAAGAAGAUAUCAGCACCAUAAAAAAUACAUCAUUUAUCAGUGAUGAAGAGGUAUUUGAAAACAGCGAUAAAUCCGAUGAAGAAUACGAAGAUAGCAUAGAAACAAACCAAUCGCAAGAUAAGGUAUCCGAACAAGAAUUUCAAGAUUACCUAGAAAAAUACCAUCAUCUAAUUCAUCCUUAUGUGAAAGACCAUUGGCAGUAUUCAGAUAAAAUAGAUAGAGUAUACGGUCCUACUCAUGAUCCCGUAACUUCCAAAUGGAAACUUGGAAAAACUGUUAUUGAUUUCACCCAUAAUGGUUGGAUUGUGGCGAAAGGAGACUAUGUUGUUGGAACUCGCGGGCUAUAUGAAUUAAUAUUUUACAAAGAACCUAAUUAUUACACUGAGGACGAUGUGAAACGAUAUAUUACAUUGCUGGAAUUAACCAAUGCUCAUAAAAAACUGAAUGGUACACUAAAGGGAACCAAAACCUAUAAGUGGAAUGAAAUUAUUAAACCUAAUCUUAAUAAAUCACUUCUUAAACCUGACCUGAAUAAAUCAUUUCGUCGUAAUACAGUAUCUGGUAGGGAGGAGGUUGGCUCAGGAAUACCGACACAUUGGGAAGACAGCGAUGAUCAUGUGCAAUAUGUGUAUUGGGAUGACCCAAACGAACUUUGUGAGCGCCUCAAAUUGUUGAUGGCUGAGCAAAAAGCAGGAAACACCGCAUCCCUCAAUAACGAAAUUGUUGCCAUUAUCAACGAAUUACGUGAAGCAGAUAUUAUAUAUUAACGUUAGAUCAGAUUAUUGUAGCAUCAUUUCCAAUAUGAAUGUUGACAAGUUUGGUCGCCAUCAUUAUCGUUCUAAUGAACAAGCUGUUAAAAAGCUACGUGAAGGCUUAAAACAAUCUAUUUUGGAUGUACAAAACCAAAUACAUGCAGUAAAGAAGGAUAUGCAACGGAAUCCUCCUGUAGCUGAUACAGAUCUUUCCAACAAGAAAUACGUAGAUGGUCGCAUUGUUCAUGUCAAGUCUUUUGUAAGAAAAGAGUUUAAUUUGUUACGCAAAGAAUAUAAUGCAAAACAUGUUCAACUUCAACAAAAAAUCUCAGACACCAUAAGUAAAGUAGAAAGUGAUUCUAAUAAAAAAAAUAAUUUGUUGUUUGAUGAGAACAAAGUGAAUGUUGCAAAAAUAUCCGAUUUGUCGAAACAAGUACACGAGUUUAGAAAUGACCUAGAUUUAUUUAAACGUGAAAUGAAUAAGAACGUUACAGAUGCUGCUCACCAAAGCGCACAAAAUAUGUUGAAAUCGUUGGAAAUGGAAAAAAAGAUUAAAACAACGGAUCUUAAUUCACAUGAUUUAGAAAAUCGUCUUAAGGUAGUAGAAGAAUACGUCGAAAAUAAUAAAAUUGUCUAAAGAGCCAAU